AUGCACGUGUCACUAGCUGAGGCCCUGGAGGUUCGGGGUGGACCAUUGCAGGAAGAGGAAAUAUGGGCUGUAUUAAAUCAAAGUGCCGAGAGUCUCCAAGAAUUAUUCAGAAAAGUGAACAUAACUGAUCCUGCUGCCCUUGGCUUCAUAAUAUCUCCGUGGUCUCUGCUGCUGCUCCCAUCUGGAAGUGUGUCGUUUACAGAUGAAAAUAUUUCCAACCAGGAUCUCAGAGCAUUUACUGCACCAGAGGUUCUUCAAAAUCAGUCACUUACUUCUCUGUCAGAUGUUGAGAAGAUCCAUAUUUAUUCCCUUGGAAUGACAUUGUACUGGGGAGCUGAUCAUGAAGUACCUCAGAGCCAACCUAUCAAGCUUGGAGACCAUCUCAACAGCAUAUUGCUUGGCAUGUGUGAGGAUGUCAUUUACGCUCGGGUUUCUGUCCGGACCGUCCUCGAUGCCUGCAGUGCCCACAUUAGGAACACCAAUUGUGCACCUUCAUUUUCCUACGUGAAGCAGCUGGUAAAACUGGUUCUGGGAAAUCUUUCUGGGACAGACCAGCUUUCCCGAAGCAGUGACCCAAAACCUGAUCGGAGCCAGGCUAUUCGAGACCGAUUGAGGGGGAAAGGAUUACCAACAGGAAGAAGCUCUACUUCUGAUGUACUAGACAUACACAAGUCUCCAUUCUCUCAUCAGACCUUUCUUAACAAAGGGCUUAGUAAAUCUAUGGGAUUUCUGUCGAUGAGAGAUACACAAGAUGAGGAAGAUUAUCUCAAGGACAUUUCAUCAGAUAAUAAUUCUGGACAUGAAGAUUCUGAAAAUACCUGCUCUUCUUACCAGUUUAAAACUAGUACCGAAAAAAAAGUUACCUCAAGCGUACUUCCCAAGAAGAAGAAGAGUUGGGCUUCCUCCAUGGACUUGCUUUGCACGACCGACAGAGACUCCUCUUCUGGAGAAACUGGCAGAUACCAGCGCUGCCUGUCUGAGGCAGUAACUGCACAGACUUCAACUACUCCUAGGAAAAAGGAAUCAAGAUACUCAGAUGGAAGCAUAGCUUUGGAUAUCUUCGGCCCUCAGAAAAUGGACUCAAUAUACCACACGCGAGAAUUGCCCACUUCCUCAGCAAUAUCAAGUGCUUUGGACAGAAUCAGAGAGAGACAGAAGAAACUUCAGAUUCUGAGAAAAGCCAUGAAUGUAGAAGAACCAGUUCGAAGAUACAAAACUUACCACAGUGAUAUCUUUAGUACCUCCAGUGAAAGUCCAUCUAUUAUUUCCUCUGAAACGGAUUUUAGACAAGUGAGCAGAAGUGAAGCUUCAAAGAGAUUUGAGUCCAGCAGUGAUCACCCAGUAGAUGAAACCCCAAAUCAAGGCCAGUCACAAAGACCAAGGCAAUACGAAACAACCCUAGAAGGCAGUAUAAUUAAUCAAGAGAUCAUGCUAAAGCGACAAGAAGAAGAAAUGUUACAACUCCAAGCUAGGAUGGCCCUUAGACAGUCCCGACUGAGCCUGUUUCCAGGCGAUUCCAUCAAAGCUUCUAUGCUUGACAUCACCAGGGAUCCUUUAAGAGAAAUGGCCCUAGAAACAGCCAUGACCCAAAGAAAAUUUCGGAAUUUCUUUGGCCCUGAGUUUGUGAAAAUGACAGUGGAGCCAAUUAUAUCUUUGGAUUUGCCACCAUCUAUUCUUACCAAGAAGGGGAAGAAUGAGGAUAGCCGGAGAAAAGUAAACAUAAUGCUUUUGAAUGGACAGAAACUGGAAGUGAUCUGCGAUACCAAAACUAUAUGUAAAGAUGUGUUUGAUAUGGUUGUGGCCCAUAUUGGCUUAGUGGAGCAUCAUUUGUUUUCUUUAGCAACCCUCAAAGAUAAUGAGUAUUUCUUUGUUGAUCCCGAUUUAAAAUUAACCAAAGUAGCCCCAGAAGGAUGGAAAGAAGAACCAAAGAAAAAGAGCAAAACCACUGUUAAUUUUACUCUGUUUUUCCGAAUUAAGUUUUUCAUGGAUGAUGUUAGUUUGAUACAACAUACUUUGACAUGCCAUCAGUUCUAUCUUCAGCUGCGUAAAGAUAUCUUGGAGGAGAGAAUGCACUGUGAUGAUGAAACUUCUGUGUUGUUAGCAUCCUUAGCACUCCAGGCUGAGUAUGGAGAUUACCAACCAGAGGUUUACGGUGUGUCUUAUUUUAGAAUGGAACAUUAUUUGCCUGCCAGAGUGAUGGAGAAACUUGAGCUAUCCUAUAUUAAACAAGAGUUACCCAAAUUGCAUAAUACCUAUGUGGGAGCUUCUGAAAAAGAGACAGAAUUGGAAUUUCUAAAGGUUUGCCAAAGACUGACAGAAUAUGGGGUUCAUUUUCACCGAGUACUCCCUGAGAAAAAGUCCCAAACAGGAAUACUGCUUGGUGUCUGCUCUAAAGGUGUCCUUGUAUUUGAAGUUCACAAUGGAGUUCGCACAUUGGUCCUUCGCUUUCCCUGGAGGGAAACCAAGAAGAUUUCUUUCUCUAAAAAGAAAAUUACAUUGCAAAACACAUCAGAUGGAAUAAAGCACACCUUCCAGACAGAUAACAGUAGAGUGUGCCAAUACCUGCUGCACCUCUGCUCCUCCCAGCAUAAGUUUCAGCUACAGAUGAGAGCACGCCAGAGCAACCAAGAUGCACAGGAUAUUGAGAGAGCUUCGUUUAGGAGCCUGAAUCUCCAAGCAGAGUCCGUUAGAGGAUUUAAUAUGGGACGAGCAAUCAGCACUGGCAGUUUGGCCAGCAGCACGUUGAACAAAUUGGCCGUGCGACCUGUGUCAGUUCAAGCUGAGAUCCUGAAGAGGCUAUCCUGCUCAGAGCUGUCGCUUUACCAACCAUGGCAAAGCAGUUCAAAAGAGAAGAGUGACAGAGCUUCCUGGGAGGAAAAGCCUAGAGGGAUGAGUAAAUCAUACCACGAUCUCAGCCAGGCUUCUCUCUAUCCUCAUCGGAAAAAUGCCAUUCUUAGUGUCGAAUCCCCACAAAUCCUUGAGGAGUCGUUGGCAAAACCAUUUCAGCAGAUGGCAAGAUCUGACACAGAAUCUUUGGCAGGAUUCACAAAACUUAAUAAUUCAAAGUCUGUUGCAAGUUUAAGUAGAAGUCCUGAAAGGAGGAAACAUGAAUCAGACUCAUCUACUGAAGACCCUGGUCACGCAUAUGGUAUAGGAAUGACUAUGCAUAGUUCUGGAAAUUCUUCAUCCCACGUACCCUUUAAAGAAAAUGAUGUACUACAAAAAAGAUGGAGCAUUGUAUCUUCACCAGAAAGGGAGAUCACGUUGGUGAACCUAAAAAAAGAUGUGAAAUGUGGCUUAGGAUUUCAAAUUAUUGGUGGGGAGAAGAUAGGAAGACUGGAUCUAGGUGUAUUUAUCAGCUCGAUUACUCCUGGAGGACCUGCUGAUUUGCACGGAUGCUUAAAGCCAGGGGACCGUUUGAUAUCUGUGAACAGUGUGAGUCUGGAAGGGGUCAGCCACCAUGCUGCAACUGAAAUUUUGCAAAAUGCACCUGAAGAUGUGACACUUGUUAUCUCUCAGCCAAAAGAAAAAAUGUCCAAAGUGCCUACUACUCCUGUUCAUCUUGCCAAUGGUAUGAAAAACUAUGUGAAGAAGCCAUCCUACGUGCAAGAUAAUUCUAUAACUUCUUUCGAGGAUCGGCGCUGGCCACAUGGUACCCUGAGACACACCUCGGACAAUUCCUUUGGACUACCUGAGGGCCUGCGAGAAGGAAGCCUAAGUUCUCAAGAUUCGAGAACGGAAAGUGCCAGCUUGUCCCAGAGCCAGGUCAAUGGCUUCUUUGCCAGCCAUGGAGGUGACCGAACCUGGAAGGAGUCACAGCAUGGUAGUCCCUCUCCAUCUGUAAUAUCCAAAGCUUGUGAAAAAAAGAGAAUGUCCAUUGACAGUCACCGAAGCAAAGCUAAAAAAACAGGCAUUUCUGAUGCUACAGACUACUCUGAUCGUGGAGAUUCUGACAUGGAUGAAGCUACUUAUUCCAGCAGUCAGGAUCAGCAAACAGCACAAAAGGACUCUUCCUCCUCAAUGAACACAUCCAACAAAAUGAAUUUUAAAACUUUUUCUUCAUCACCUCCUAAACCUGGAGAUAUCUUUGAGGUUGAACUGGCUAAAAAUGAUAACAGCUUGGGGAUAAGUGUCACGGGAGGUGUGAAUACCAGUGUCAGACAUGGCGGCAUUUAUGUGAAAGCUGUGAUUCCCAAGGGAGCAGCAGAAUCUGAUGGUAGAAUACACAAAGGUGAUCGAGUCCUUGCUGUCAACGGAGUUAGUCUGGAAGGAGCAACCCAUAAGCAAGCUGUAGAAACACUGAGAAAUACAGGCCAGGUGGUUCAUCUUUUGUUAGAAAAGGGGCAAUCUCCAGUAUCCAAAGAGCACGUCCCUGUCACUCCACAAUGUACUCUUCCAGAUUCUGACACCCAAGGUCAAGUCCAAGAAAAAAUUGUGAAAAAAACAACUCAUGUCAAAGACUACAGCUUUGUCACUGAAGAAAAUACAUUUGAGGUGAAAUUAUUUAAAAAUAGCUCAGGCCUGGGAUUCAGUUUUUCACGAGAAGAUAAUCUUUUAUCCGAGCAAAUUAAUACCAGCAUAGUAAGAGUUAAAAAGCUCUUUCCUGGACAACCAGCAGCAGAGAGUGGAAAAAUUGUUGUAGGUGAUGUGAUCUUGAAGGUGAAUGGCGCCUCCUUGAAAGGACUGUCUCAGCAGGAAGUCAUAUCCGCUCUCCGGGGAACAUCUCCAGAAGUAUCCUUGCUUCUCUGCAGACCUCCGCUUGGCGUGCUACCUGAAAUUGAUACUACUCCUCUGACCACACUACACUCCCCAGCACAAAUUCUUCCAAACAACAGUAAAGAUCUUCCUCAGCCGUCUUGUGUGGAACAAGCUACCAGCUCAGAUGAAAAUGAAGUGUCUGGCAAAAGCAAGAAGCAGUGCAAAUCCCCAUCCAGAAGAAACAGUUACAGUGACAGCAGCGGGAGUGGAGAAGAUGACUUACAGAAAGUUGCAAGAAAAGUGUCAAAUACGAGCUGGGGUUUAGCUCUGCGUCAGACUCUAUGCAACAUGGUAUCACAAGCACAAGGCCAAUAUGAAGUGCCCGAGAGUCACAAAGAUUCCAUGUGUGCCAUGUUUUACUGUCCUCAGGAAAUACCUAAGAAACCAGAACUUGAACACAGAAAGCCUCCUUCCCCUCUGCCACCGGAAUUGACUUCUGGACAGAGCUGUCAAAACCAGCCUGAAUCAGGCCCCUCUAAUUCCCUGGAUAAAUAUGUACAUGACACUUCUGAAUCUACCAAGCAAGGAGAUUUUACAUCCUUGAAAAUGGAUUUAGAAGACCAAAUGGAAGACUUUGAACUGGAAGUUGAACUUCUCAUUACCCUAGUUAAAUCUGAAAAAGGAAGCCUCGGUUUUACAGUAACCAAAGGAAACCAGAGUGUUGGUUGUUUUGUUCAUGAUGUUGUUCAGGAUCCGGCCAAGAGUGAUGGCAGGCUUAAACCUGGGGACCGCCUCUUAAAGGUUAAUGACACAGAUGUCACAAACAUGACUCACACAGAUGCAGUGAACCUGCUCCGGGCUGCGCCAAAGAUGGUGCGGUUGGUGGUUGGCCGGGUUCUAGACGUACCCCGAAUGCCAGUGCUGCCUCAUUUGCUGCCUGACAUUACGCUAACAUGCAACAAGGAGGAGCUGGGUUUUUCUUUAUCUGGAGGCCACAAUAGUGUUCAUCAAGUGGUCUAUAUUAGUGAUAUCAACCCAAGAUCAGUUGCAGCCAUUGAUGGUAAUCUCCAGCUACUAGACAUCAUCCAUUAUGUGAAUGGAGUGAGCACACAAGGAAUGACCUUGGAAGAUGUUAAGCGAACAUUAGACAUAGCACUUCCCUCAGUGGUGCUGAAAGCUACAAGAAAUGGACAUCCAGUAGUUGCCAGUGCAAAGAAGACUUCUGGCUCAAGUCCAAAAUUAAACAAGGCCAAUGGUCAUCACUCUGUGGAGCCAUGUGGCAAGCCUGCUGUAACUCCCAGUCAUUCUUUCUCCAAGGUAAAUGGGGAAAGAAUAAUUGAAGGGAAAUGUUCCAUUUACCAAAUGGAAGAAUCAAUAAACUUGACUUUGUCCAAAACUAGUUUUCCAAAACCUGAAGUACACGAAGAUGAUAUUUAUGAUGAUCCUCAAGAAGCUGAAGUGAUCCAGUCUCUGCUGGACGUGGUGGAUGAAGAGGCGCAGAAUCUUUUAAACCAAAAUCAUGCAGCAGAAGAUGCCUCAGUUCCAGAUGCAUUGAAAACCAAUGGAGAGUUGUCAGAAGAGAGAGCAGAAGACACAGACUGUGAUGGCUCGCCUUUGCCUGAUGAUCUUUCUGAUACCACCAAAAUAAAUGGCUGUGAAGAAUAUUGUGAAGAAAAAGUAUUAAGUGAAAAUAUCAUUCAGAAGCCACAAGAAAGAAACAUUGAUGAUGAUGAAAUCACAUGGGGAAGUGUUGAGUUGCCGAUAGAGACAACAGAUCAUGAAGAUUCCAUUAAAGAUCAUCCCUUUCUGACAAACGAGGAGCUUGCUGCACUCCCCAUCAUCAAAGUGCUUCCCUCGGGUAAAUACACUGGUGCCAAGUUGAAGUCCGUCAUUCGAAUGUUGCGGGGUUUAUUGGAUCAAGGAAUUCCUUCCAAGGAGCUAGAGAAUCUUCAAGAAUUAAAGCCACUGGAUCAGUGUCUAAUUGGACAAACAAAGGAAAACAGACGGAAGAACAGAUAUAAAAAUAUACUUCCUUAUGACGCUACCAGAGUGCCUCUUGGAGAUGAGGGUGGAUAUAUCAACGCCAGCUUCAUCAAGAUCCCCGUGGGGAAAGAGGAGUUUGUUUACAUUGCCUGUCAAGGGCCUCUCCCAACAACUGUUGGGGAUUUCUGGCAGAUGAUUUGGGAACAAAAAUCCACUGUGAUAGCCAUGAUGACCCAGGAAGUGGAAGGAGAAAAAAUCAAAUGCCAGCGCUAUUGGCCUAAUAUGCUAGGCAAGACAACGAUGGUGAAUGACAGGCUCCGGCUGGCUCUCGUCAGAAUGCAGCAGCUCAAGGGCUUUGUCGUGAGAGCAAUGACCCUGGAAGACAUUCAGACAGGAGAAGUGCGGCAUAUUUCUCACCUGAAUUUCACUGCUUGGCCAGACCACGAUACCCCAUCUCAGCCAGACGACCUGCUAACCUUCAUCUCUUACAUGAGGCACAUUCAUCACUCAGGCCCGAUCAUCACUCACUGCAGCGCGGGCAUCGGACGCUCGGGGACCCUGAUAUGCAUAGAUGUGGUUCUGGGAUUAAUCAGUCAGGAUCUUGAUUUUGAUAUCUCUGACCUAGUGCGCUGCAUGAGACUGCAAAGACAUGGAAUGGUUCAAACAGAGGACCAAUAUAUUUUCUGCUAUCAAGUUAUCCUUUAUGUUCUGACACGUCUUCAAGCUGAAGAAGAGCACAAAGAGCAGGAGCCACCUCGGAAAUGA
Elephantulus edwardii (Cape elephant shrew) is the source of this 7446-nucleotide messenger RNA. It is a transcript of the gene PTPN13, whose product is annotated as protein tyrosine phosphatase, non-receptor type 13 (APO-1/CD95 (Fas)-associated phosphatase). Bases 1 to 7446 code for a protein of 2481 amino acids. Gene Ontology annotation, biological process: peptidyl-tyrosine dephosphorylation. Gene Ontology annotation, molecular function: protein tyrosine phosphatase activity; phosphatidylinositol 3-kinase regulatory subunit binding. Gene Ontology annotation, cellular component: cytoskeleton; cytoplasm; nucleus. Lineage: Eukaryota; Metazoa; Chordata; Mammalia; Macroscelidea; Macroscelididae. The transcript has 47 exons. The record is from RefSeq and is a predicted model, not a curated record.